Magallana angulata is the source of this 2711-nucleotide messenger RNA. Its product is annotated as F-box/LRR-repeat protein 16-like. Gene Ontology annotation, biological process: SCF-dependent proteasomal ubiquitin-dependent protein catabolic process. Gene Ontology annotation, cellular component: SCF ubiquitin ligase complex. The transcript is spliced from 3 exons. The coding region runs from base 871 to 2277 and encodes 468 amino acids. The record is from RefSeq and is a predicted model, not a curated record. Lineage: Eukaryota; Metazoa; Mollusca; Bivalvia; Ostreida; Ostreidae. Gene Ontology annotation, molecular function: protein binding.
UAUGGGUAAAACAUACGGGAUUCGAUGUCUUUCAUUCGUCUAAAUCGAUAUUAUUCUGACUAAUCAAGCGCGAGAACAGCGAUUUGCGGAGUAUCUUCUCGUGUAUAAAGUGAGGCGGUGUUUGCUUUUGGCAUAUUUCGACGCGAUAUCAUGGCAUAGUCGGCGGUCGAGGUUGAUGACAAAAUAAUAUAGGAGUUAAUAAUAUAUAAGGAAGGUGGGAUAUUAGCAUAUUCAUGAGUAAAGUAUUGUCAUAUGUCUUAGCAAUCAAAUAUUCAUAUGCUAGAAAUUAUCACUUUUGUGUAGCUGCGUGGAAUUCACAUGCGUAAAAGCGAAUAGAAAUGGGGAAAAUCUCGCGAAUGGCUUUAUAAAGACAAUUGGAUGCUAACUUGGAACAGUUAAGCGCGUGUGCUGCCGUAACAAAGGAUCCGAGUUGAUGAUGAUUUCAUAUCGAUUGGCGUAGUUUAGCCCACUGGCACAAGAGUGCAGUCGCUCAUAACGAUGAUACGCUGUCUCAAGUCAAAACAUACCAAAUAUAAUGCGAAUUGAGUUUUACCCCAACGUGUAUCAGCUUGAGACUUAAAUCGAUAUAGAUAUCGAGUAUGGAAGGGAAAAAAAUACGGCUGUGGACGCUGGCAUCGGUGUUUUGAAAUAUUCUUUGAAACUGCGAUAAAUAGUCAUGUUCUUCAAAGGAUGGUGAUGCACGGUGUCUUCAAAUUGCGAUUAUGAAUGAGAACUUCCCCGGUAAUUAGCGUCUACUUAUUUUGUGUGUAUGUGCUCUUUCUCUACAGCCAAAAUUUUGGAUUCUUGGAAGUUCUAUAAUAAUUACGUAUCCCGGAUUCAUUAUAACCGGCAUUCAUAAGUGAAUGGAAUAUGUCGACAAUAAAAAGAGCCUAUAUGGAGAUAUCCAACGGAAUACGUGGAUUGCGGUUUAGGAGCGAGCAGCAAUCCCAGCAAAACACCAGUGCUGCCCAGGGACCCCAGGGGAGUCGAGAGACCCAACUGCCCCAAAGGUUUAAUGUUAACGGGAAUGGGACCAUGAAUGUCAGAAUCGUUCGGUCACCCAAGCCUCUGAUUGCCAGAAAAAUACGGAGCCUGUUCAGUAAAAGCCAACCAGAUACAAUUUCGGAACUGUUCGCAGACGAGCGUUUUUUGUCCAAGUUCUUUUUUUAUUUUGCUCCGGAGGAACGUGGGACGCUCUGCCAGGUGUGUAGAUUAUGGAAAAACGUGCUUUAUCAUCCCAAAUUCUGGGUGGAUGUCACCCCAAUCAUUGUCUGUCGUGAGCUUAGUCGCAACGAUGAUCAGAGGUGCAGGUUUUACGAAAGUCUACAACACAGAGGGUUCGACACAGUGUGCCUCUUUGGCGCCACAGACAACGAAGUUUCGGAUUUUGUUGCUCAUUUUCAAACGUACAAAAAGCAAAUAAAAGCUGUAAGUCUUCGCUGCUCAAAUGUGACAGAUACGGGUAUGGAAGUUUUAUUCAAGAAGCUGCCUUGUUUAUACAAAGUUGAAUUAUCAGGGUGCAACGAAAUCACAGAAACGGGGUUAUGGUCCUGUUUGAACCCGAAAAUCGUUUCCCUGACAAUCAGUGACUGCAUAAACGUCGCAGACGACACAGUGGGGGCCAUUGCACAAUUACUUCCGUCUCUGUUUGAACUGAAUCUGCAGGCCUACCACGUGACUGACGCUUCCUUGGCCUUUUUCAGCGCCAAGCAGGGCUAUAUUCUUUCCAUUUUGAGACUACAUUCCUGCUGGGAGAUCACUAAUCACGGUAUUGUCAACAUUGUACAUUCCUUGCCCAAUCUGACGGUGCUGAGCAUGUCGGGUUGUAGCAAAAUCACAGACGAUGGGGUGGAACUGAUCGCCGAAAACCUCAGAAAACUUCGUUCCUUAGAUCUGUCCUGGUGUCCUCGUAUUACCGAUGCCUCGUUGGAGUACAUAGCUUGUGAUCUUAGCCAACUGGAAGAACUCAUUCUCGACAGGUGUUCUCGCGUAUCGGAUAUUGGUGUCGGAUACCUGUCCACGAUGACGUCACUGCGCCGGUUGUUCCUACGCUGGUGUACUCAGAUCAGAGACUUUAGCCUAAAGCAUAUCUACUCAAUGAGAAACCUGCGCGUACUGUCUCUUGCAGGAUGUACUCUGGUGUCUGGACAAGGGCUCUGCGGUCUCACGCAGUUGCACAAUUUGGAUGAACUGGAACUGACGAACUGUCCCAGUGCAACACGGGAAGUGUGUCUCUACCUCCGGGAAAAUAUGACCCACUGUCUGGUUGUGGACUGAAAAACUCCACCCAACAAUACGUGUUCGAUCUUACUGGAAUCUCCGGGUAAAAAAAAAACCCCACUCGUUAUCACGUGACCUGUUCAAAUUUUUGCAAGAUCACAUGAGAUUUUCAAGUUUUGUAACAACUUGCUUGGCAGUGCUUGCUUUUUAUCCAAACUCAGGAAAUGGACGGACGAGGCGGCCGGAUAUUACAAUCCUACACCUGAGAAUACAUAUCGUCCUUUUGUGACUAAAGACAUCGACAGCAUAUUUUUUUUUUAAUAAAAACAGUUUCUACGACCCACCCACCCCUUUUUCAUUAUCCUCUUUUUUUAUGCGAUUCCUUCAAAAUAUUUUAUACAUGUACAUUCAAAUUUCCGCCUUUUGUCUUCUUCCUUUUUUUUGACAAACUUAAUUUAUCUUAUCACUGGAAAUAAAAAAAGGAAAAAAUA